GUUUUUUGAAUGAUUUUUAUAGUGUUUUUUAUUGGAACAUUUUAUAAGAACUAAAAUGGUGGCUCUCUUCUUCAUUAUUAUAUUGCAUCUUUGUUCUUACCAGGUUUCAACUACUUCCUCCUGUAUUGAAGAGGAGAGGGAAGCGCUUUUGAAGUUGAAAGCUAGUUUUAGUGAUUCUUCAAAACGGUUGGCUUCUUGGGAAGGAAUUGAUUGUUGCAGUUGGGAUGGAGUGGGCUGCAAUCAGAGCAAUGGCCAUGUUGUCAAACUUGAUCUUCGAAAUUAUGAUGAGUACAACUUUCACUCUCAUUUGGUUAUCAAUGGAAUUGACUCUAGUUUGUUUGAGUUGAAAUAUUUGAACUACUUGGAUUUAAGCACAAAUUGUUUCAAUUUCACUCAGAUUCCUGAUUAUUUCUCAUCCAUGCUUGAGUUGAGAUAUCUUAAUCUUUCCUGUACAUGUUUUUAUGGAGAAAUUCCUCCUUCUUUGGGAAACCUAACUAAAUUGCUGGUUCUUGAUUUCAAGAUCAACGAGUAUUUGGAUGGCCCCAGUUAUUUUGAGACAACACAAUUGUUUAUCGAUGACGGUGGAUGGAUUUCUAGCCUUUCGUCGUCUUUGGAAUACCUUGAUUUGAGUGGGGUGAAACUUAAAAGUAAUUUGAAUUUGGUGCAGGUGUUGAACAAACUUCCUUCCUUAUUGUCAUUGAAAUUGAGGAGGUGUGACAUUCAAAAUACCCAAUCAUAUAUAUAUCCUCCUUUAAAUUCUUCGUUUAUUUCCAAACUUCAACAUUUAGAUUUGGCGUAUAAUAGGUUUGGUGGUCCAAUUCCUAACUUUUUUCAAAACAUGACUUCUUUGAGAUUCUUGUACCUUUUAGAUAAUCGGUUCAACUCUUCGAUCCCACUUUGGUUUGGUAAUCUUAGGAACUUUGUUGCUCUGAGCCUUGGAUCCAACUUGUUUACUAGUGUUGAAGGUGGAUUGUUCUCGAUCAUUAGAAACAAUUGCCACCUGAAACAAUUAGAUCUAUCAAAUAACCAAUUUCUUCGUGGAGAUGAUGUAUUUGGAAGCCAUGGGAAUUUAUCUGCAAGCUGUAAAGACUAUGAUUUGGAACUACUAGACCUGAGAAACAUUACAUCCGGGAUAUAUCCAAUUCCAAAUUGGCUGGGACAGUUAAAAAACUUGAAAUUUCUUUAUCUUAACAAUAAUUCACUUCAUGGUCCAAUUCCUGCUUCACUUGGAAAUUUGUCCAAUCUUGAAUACUUGGAUAUUUCUUACAACUUGCUUAGUGGAGGAAUUCCAACUUCAUUUGGAAAAUUAUCCAACUUAAGGACAUUGACUCUUCGAGAUAAUCUUUUAUCUGGGAUUCCAAAAAGUUUUGGGCAGCUCCAAAGUCUGGUGGACUUGGACCUUUCGGAGAAUGCCCUCGAAGGUAUUGUUUCAGAAGUCCACUUUGCUAAUCUUUCUCAACUGAAAUACUUACGUAUGACAGAAAAUAGCCUCCUGUCUUUUGAAAUGAAACAUAAUUGGAUCCCUCCAUUUCAACUGAAGUAUUUUUUUGUGGGAUCAACGAAGGGCUUUGGAUCAACCGAAUUCCCUGGGUGGCUUGAGACACAACAAGAAAUGUUGGAGCUAGACUUGUCCAACACUAGCAUUUCAGGACAUAUACCAACAUGGUUAAGUCCGAAAAGUAUGUCUAUUCUUGAUCUUUCCUACAAUCAAAUCAGUGGAUCACUUCCAGAGAGCAUUGGUGACCAAAUGCCCAAUCUGGUUGGAUUAUUUAUUUCUAACACCAAAAUCAAUGGUUCAUUGCCACUGUCCCUUUGCAAAUUGCAUCCACUGUUUUUGAUACUUUCAGAUAAUGAACUUUCUGGGACAAUUCCUAAUUGUUUGCUGGAUAAUCAGUACUUGAAUCAUUUGGAUUUAUCAUCAAACAAGUUGUCAGGAGUGUUUCCAAGUUCAUUGACCAAUCUUUUCCAACUUGAAGUGUUGCGCUUAGGGAACAACAAACUUGAAGGAGAGCCACUGGUUGGCAUGAGAAGUUGGGUGCGUUUGUGUAUUGUGGAUCUCGAGGGAAACAAAUUCUCUGGCAUUGUUCCUUCGUGGCUGGGUGAGACCCAUGGAGAUUUACAAAUUUUGAAUCUUCGUGGCAAUAUGUUCAAUGGCACCAUUCCUUCAACUCUGUGGCUGCUGCCUCACUUGCAAAUUUUGAUUCUUGCGGAUAACAAACUAGUGGGAAACAUCCCACCUAAUGUGGGCAAUUUUUGUGCAAUCUCAAGGCCAAUACACCUUCAAUUGUUAUGUGAAUCUACAGAUUCAUAUAAACGUUGUCAUGUAAACUACGUCAGACUAGCCAUGAAAUCAAGCAACUUGAACUAUUCGUAUUUACGAUUGUAUUCAAUGGUGAAUAUAGACUUCUCCAAUAACAACUUGUAUGGAGAAAUUCCAAGCGGAAUAACAGCCAUAAAAGGCUUGGUUGGAUUAAAUUUGUCGCGUAAUAAUCUGUUGGGGACAAUUCCUGUGGAGAUUGCAAAAGCAGAAUCGCUAGAGUCUCUUGAUCUCUCUUUCAAUCAACUUUCUGGGUCAAUUCCAAACAACAUGUCGGGCUUAAAUUCGCUAGGGACGUUAAAGUUGUCCAACAACAAUCUCUCUGGACGCAUUCCUCGAGAAGGUCAUCUCUCAACCUUCAACGAUGCAUCCAGUUUUGCAGGUAAUACAUUUCUUUGUGGAGAUCCGCUCUCUGUUAAAUGCCCAAAUGAAAAUUCAGGCAAGCCUCCAGGUGAAAUCGAUAAUUUUGAUGAUUAUGGUAGCCAUGAAGAAGGAGAUAAGUAUGAGAAAAUGUGGUUUUACAUUAUCAUAAUGCUGGGAUAUGCUUUGGGAUUUUGGGGAGUUGUUGGAGCUUUAAUAUUGAAGAGAAGUUGGAGACAUGCUUAUUUCCAUUUCAUGGAUGAAAUGAAAGACAAGAUCUGCGUUGCAACAUUGGUGAAUAUGACAAGGCUGAAACAACAGAUUCCAUCAGUGAAGAGUUGAAGGAUUUAGAACUUAUAUUUUACGUGAUAGUUUGUGUUCUAAGUGAUAAGUUUGUUUUGUUGUCCUUUGUUAAUCUGUUAGUACUUGCCACUUUGGCUGGAUCUGGAUAUGUAUUGAUAUUUGUGUUUGUACUCUUCUGAAUUUAAGUUAAUUAGAAUCUCUCUCAAUAGUCAAUG
This is a messenger RNA of Momordica charantia (bitter melon), 3195 nucleotides long. RefSeq names its product receptor-like protein EIX2. The record is from RefSeq and is a predicted model, not a curated record. NCBI's taxonomy places the organism in Eukaryota, Viridiplantae, Streptophyta, Magnoliopsida, Cucurbitales, Cucurbitaceae. Gene Ontology annotation, molecular function: protein binding.